GCAUUGCCGGCGCCACGAUCCACCGACCGUGCCGGAAGCCGCGCGUUCGAUGCCGACGGCCCGCACCUUGCUUACUGUCAGUCACGGCUCGGUCGCCAUCAUGGAGAGCGUCACGGAAUGGCCAUACGAUAAGGUUUUGCAACUUAUCGCGCUAUUUCAACAACGGCCGUUGUUGUGGGACUCCCAAUGCGAAGCCUACAAGGACCGGCAGAAACGCCACGAGGCCACGCUAGAGCUCGCGGCACAUUUCAAUGUUGAGAGAGAUGAGAUUGAACGAAAGCUGAAGAAUCUCCAGAGCCACUUCUAUCGCGAGGUCAAAAAGGAGGUGCAAACCAAGUCAUCGGCCGGUACCGGCACGACCGGAAUCUACCGCAGCAAAUGGUUCGCCUAUAAUGCAAUGAGAUUCCUGGCGGAGUACAAGAGUAAACCGAGACGAUCUCAUAUUCAGGUCGGCGGCAAGGUGCCGGCAACACGGCAAAAGACGGCGGUCCGUGUGCCAAUACUAAGACACAACGAUAAGAGUCGCCUCAAGAAAUCUGAACACGAACCGAGAAACUCCUCUUUACGGAGAUCUUCUGCAAUUAAGAACGAAAAUUCUGCAUCCGCCGUAAACGAUUUUUUAUAUAUCGACGCAAACCAGCAAAAUAACAUGGAUAACAGUCAAAUGGAAUAUUGGGAAGAGAAGCCGGUCAGUACGGGUAGUCAAGAUCCAAUUGAAUUCGCAAUCGGAUUACAAACGAACGAGGUCCAGCAACAGCAAUCGCAGCAAGUUGUCAACUUUGAGGAUAACCGGCCGAACGAAAAAGAACUCUCAACUCCUUGCAAACAAGAUGCGAAGACGCUGAUGUCCAAGGACACGAUCGCACCUACGAUCGAUUUUCUCCUCGCGGAAUUAAAGGCUCACGGCUCGAACGAUCCGGAAUUGAUUUUCUAUCGAAGUCUUAUACCGGAUAUUAUGAAACUCUCCGACAAAAGGCGUAGGCAGUUCAAGGAAGUAGUACUUUGCACUUUGAAUAAGCUCCUGGAUGAGGACGAGAGUGCCUGUACAGUGAAGACGUAAAAUUGACCUUGUGAAAUUCGACAGAAAAAAACAUACAGUUUUUUUUACCAUUUUCUCUCGAUUUAGCAAAUUUACAUAUGUACAUACAAAUUUAUAUGGUUUUAUAACAAUAACAAUAAAAAUGAUACUUUAAC
This is a messenger RNA of Vollenhovia emeryi, 1194 nucleotides long. RefSeq lists its product as uncharacterized. The transcript is spliced from 2 exons. Gene Ontology annotation, molecular function: DNA binding. Bases 50 to 1060 code for a protein of 336 amino acids. NCBI's taxonomy places the organism in Eukaryota, Metazoa, Arthropoda, Insecta, Hymenoptera, Formicidae. The record is from RefSeq and is a predicted model, not a curated record.